UGCUGCUACCUGGAUGGUGCCCUCAACACGAGCCAGAGUCAAAUUAAUAUAAAAUGAAGAGCUAAUGUGCACCGUUAAUGUCUCAACAGCUAAAAACGUGGUAAGACUGUUAGGCCUUAUUGAAGAGGUUUCCCUUCUAGAACUGGAAGGAAGAGGAGGCCUUCACAGUUAAGUCAAAAUUUUAGAUGCCUGCAGAGCCUGCUGAGAGGGCAUCUGCUCUCUCACGUGAGCUGUGUGCUUGGAGAAAAGGCUUUGCUGAACUAGUCCACAUUUCCAGCGUUAGAUGGACAUGGUGUCUGACAGGGCGCUUUUGGUAUCCUGACCUUGCCCAGUUCCUGUUCAUUAUUUAGUGGUUAAAAGAUUACCACUCUAAAUUUUGCUUUGGAGACCUGGGAAGCCUCAUCAGUGUGGAACUCAGCUGUGCAUCUGACACCUGUCUUGAACAGAAAUAAUUGAAACAAAGAUGUCCUUCAUAGACCCUUAUCAGCACAUUGUGGUGGAGCACCAGUAUUCGCACGUGUUCACUGUGACAGUAAAGAGAGCCACCAAUGUCACGAAAGGGGCGAUUGGCGAUAUGCUUGACACUCCAGAUCCCUACGUGGAGCUGUUCAUCCCCUCAGCCCCUGACUGCAGGAAGAGAACUAAACAUUUCAAUAACAAUGUGAAUCCCGUGUGGAACGAGACCUUUGAAUUCAUCUUGGACCCCAAUCAAGAAAACGUCCUGGAGGUCACUUUGAUGGACGCUAACUAUGUUAUGGAUGAGACUCUUGGCACAGCCGCAUUCCCUAUAACUUCCCUGAAACUGGGAGAGAAGAAGGAGGUCCAGUUAACUUUCAACAAUGUCACAGAGUUGACUUUGGAAUUGUCUCUUGAAGUCUGCUCUUCGACUGAUCUGCGAUUCAGCAUGGCCCUGUGCGAUGAGGAGAAGAAAUUCCGGCAACAGCGGAGAGAGAAUAUCAUGCGCAGUAUGAAGUCAUUCCUGGGAGAAGAGAGCAGCAGGAACCUGACCGCUUCCCGUGAUGUACCAGUGAUAGCAGUACUGGGUUCAGGCGGUGGUUUUCGUGCCAUGGUAGGGUUUGCUGGAGUAAUGAAAGCGCUCUACGAAUCAGGAGUUCUAGACUGUGCGACUUACAUUGCUGGUCUCUCUGGAUCUACAUGGUACAUGUCAACUCUGUAUUCGCACGCAGAGUUUCCAGAAAAGGGGCCCAAGGAGAUUAAUGAAGAACUGAUGAACUCCGUGAGCCACAACCCACUGCUGCUGCUCACCCCCCAGAAAGUCAAGCGCUACAUUGAAGCCCUGUGGAAUAAGAAGAGCUCAGGGCAGCCUGUCACCUUCACGGAUAUCUUUGGAAUGCUGAUAGGUGAAACACUCAUCCAUAAUAGAAUGGACACCACUUUGAGCAAAAUGAAGGAGAAAAUCAAUGAAGCUCAGUGUGCUCUCCCCCUAUUUACAUGUCUCCAUGUCAAACCAGAUGUCUCGGAGCUUAUGUUUGCAGAUUGGGUGGAGUUCAGUCCAUAUGAGAUUGGCAUGGCGAAAUAUGGCACUUUUAUGUCUCCUGAUUUGUUUGGAAGUAAAUUUUUUAUGGGGACAGUAGUGAAAAAGUACGACGAAAAUCCUUUGCAUUUCUUAAUGGGUGUCUGGGGCAGUGCGUUUUCUAUAUUAUUUAACAGAGUGCUCGGAGUCUCCAAUUCCCAAAACAAAGGACCCACCAUGGAAGAAGAACUAGAGAAUAUUAGGCUAAAGCACCUAGUGAGCAAUGACAGCUCAGACAGUGAAGAUGAAUCACAGCAUCCAAAAGGCACCGAAAACGCCGAGGCCAACCACGACUAUCAGAACAGCAGCCAGGAGAGCUGGGUGCAGCGGAUGCUGAUGGCGCUGGUGGGCGACAGCGCCCUCUUCAACACGAGGGAAGGGCGGGCUGGGAAGGUGCACAACUUCAUGCUGGGCCUCAACCUCAACAGCUGCUACCCGCUCUCCCCGCUGGCAGAUCUCCUCAGCCAGGAGUCUGUGGAGGAAGAUGAGCUGGACGCAGCCGUUGCAGAUCCAGAUGAAUUUGAGAGGAUAUAUGAGCCCCUGGAUGUGAAGAGCAAGAAGAUUCACAUAGUGGACAGUGGACUUACAUUUAACCUGCCCUACCCACUGAUCUUAAGACCUCAGAGAGGGGUUGAUCUUAUCAUCUCCUUUGAUUUCUCGGCAAGGCCAAGUGAUUCCAGUCCUCCUUUCAAAGAAAUUUUGCUUGCAGAAAAAUGGGCCAAAAUGAACAAGCUUCCUUUCCCUAAAAUAGAUCCGAAUGUGUUCGACCGAGAGGGCUUGAAGGAGUGCUAUGUCUUCAAGCCAAAGGAUACCUCUUCAGAGAAGGACUGUCCGACUAUAAUCCAUUUUGUUCUGGCAAACAUCAACUUCCGGAAGUACAAAGCUCCAGGUGUCCCAAGAGAAACACAGGAGGAGAAGGAUUUUGCAGACUUUGAUAUUUUUGAUGAUCCCGAUUCACCCUUCUCUACCUUCAACUUCCAGUACCCCAAUGAGGCUUUCAAGAGGCUCCAUGACCUGAUGGAGUUCAACACCCUCAAUAACAUUGACGUGAUCAAGGAAGCUAUGGUGGAAAGCAUUGAAUAUAGGAAGGAGAAUCCAUCUCGCUGCUCGGUGUCUCUCAGCAAUGUCGAAGCAAGGAGGUUCUUUAAUAAAAGCCACCUCAAUAACAACAACCACACGUAGAGGAUGUGCUGCACGUCCCGCUCCUCGAAGAGCCUGGCUGUAUCUUUAUAACUGGAGAUCAAAAGACAUUACAAAGAGCAUUGCCCCUUUUGUAAAGGGCUGUGCAGAAUUCAAGAAAAACGUUUCUUGUGCAUUUACAAGUUUCAAUAUUACUUUAUACUACCUACUUUUAACCUAAAGAUUGAAAACAUUUCAGUGUGUGGAUCAUUCCCCUUUAAAAAUUUUGGAAUUAGCUUGUCUUGGCUGUAGAGCCAUUAGGGUUAUAGUGGUGGGCAGGGAGGGUUGUAUUUUAGUUUGUUUUUACAAAAUUUAUUACUGAUUUCUCCCUGUGGGGCAAUUUGUCAUUGUCAUUCUUAUUUGUCAUUGACAUAAAUUGGAUGAGUCUUUAAAUGUGUCAUGAGAACUGAAACACAAUAGAAUAAAACUUAAAUAAUAGAGAUCAUAUAGAUGUAUAGCUGGACUUGAGUCUGGAGCUGACUGCACUUUGUACAAAUGAAAAAUCAUGCUUGGACUAUGGUUGAAGAGUCAAUAAUUGACAACUGCUGCUGGGCAGUAGCAGCCUGUUCCCAAUAUAUGCCGUUACGUAGCUGCCCACCUGCACUGUUAUGGUUGAUUCCUUGUACUGGAAGGGAUUUUGAUCACUAAUAGCCACUGGCUGUAUUGGCUUUGCCAAAACACCCUAAUCAAGCGUGUUUCAAAUUUUGCUUUUCAUAGUCUUCGAUGCCUCUUAAAAUCAUGCAUACACACACAUGCACACAUUUUUUGAUAAGAAAUGUGUAAAGAAAUGGGGUUUAUGCAUUUUUGAUAGCAUUAUGAGUAGGUUCCUUAGGUGACUUUGGUGCAUGAUGCCAACAGGGAUCUGCUUUUGAAUCUCUGCAUCUCAAAUACUUCUGCCAAAAUUCAAG
Nothoprocta perdicaria is the source of this 3621-nucleotide messenger RNA. RefSeq names its product phospholipase A2 group IVA (gene PLA2G4A). The record is from RefSeq and is a predicted model, not a curated record. Gene Ontology annotation, cellular component: nucleus; cytosol; Golgi apparatus. Gene Ontology annotation, biological process: glycerophospholipid catabolic process. NCBI's taxonomy places the organism in Eukaryota, Metazoa, Chordata, Aves, Tinamiformes, Tinamidae. The transcript has 20 exons. Bases 464 to 2716 code for a protein of 750 amino acids. Gene Ontology annotation, molecular function: calcium ion binding; calcium-dependent phospholipid binding.